Messenger RNA from Microthlaspi erraticum, 849 nucleotides. The record is from the annotation of a GenBank genome assembly. Lineage: Eukaryota; Viridiplantae; Streptophyta; Magnoliopsida; Brassicales; Brassicaceae.
AUGGGAGAUCAACCAUUGACCAAAGCAGAUUUUCAGGGUUUUACCGUGGCUCUAACCUCGGCCCUAACUGCUUUGACUAAUCAGAUGAAAGUUUUAACCAAUCAGACGGAAGCUUUAACCAACAAGGUUAUCAAAGCCGGACAAAGAGAAAGGAGAGGAGAACGAAUUAGGGUUCUACAUGUUCAAGACAAUAGUGUCGAAUUUAGCAAUCACAUGAACAUGCUAAUCGAUAGAUUGAAGAUAGCCGGCAAAAGUCAGAAAAUAGACAAAGAAGGAGAUUCAAUUAGGGUUCCAAGAGAUGAAAACAAUUGUGUUGUUGUUAUUGAAAACCCUAGUUCUCUUGAAGAAGACUUUGUAGAGAAAGAGAUUGAUCAACAGAAUCUGCAUGAUAAUAAUGCUUUUCACACUAAGGCAGAUAUUUCAUUAUCCUAUGAAAUCCCAGAAGUGGAGAAGACAGAAGUUCCAGAAGGAGUGCUAGUGAUCUACAAAGAUUUUAAGAAACUGAUUGCAGAUGAACAAGGGAAGAAAAAGAUUGAUGUUGGCAAGCAGAAGGGAACCAAAGUUUUCAAAGAGGAUGAUGAUUUAAUUGUGUUCCUCCAUAACAAGAAGUUUCAAGUUGUUACAUACAACAAAGCACAACCUAGCAACUAUGGUCAGCCUUUUAAAGAAGAUGUGAUUAUUUAUCCAGAAAAGAAUUUGAGGAAUAAUAAGCUCCAACCUAGCAAAUAUGGUCCUUUCAAGGUGUUGCGGAAAAUCAAUGAUGAUGUUUAUGUAGUGGCUCUCCAGUUUCUAAGACUUUCAAUGUGGUUGGCAUUCAUGAGUACCAUUCAUAUGAGAUUCUUAAUCUAG